AUGCUGGGAGAAGAGCAGACGCACCGAGCGCAUCGGCCGUCGAAGGAAAAGAAGGCCAAGGACAAGAGUCAGCCGAAUCCCAAGGCAUUCGCAUUCGCAGCUCCCGGACGACUGGCAAAGCAGGCGGCGAGAAGUCACGAUGUCAAGGAAAAGCGAUUGCACGUUCCGCUCGUGGACAGGUUGCCAGAAGAGGCGCCUCCACUUGUCGUAGGUGUUGUUGGACCUCCUGGUGUAGGCAAAACGACAUUGAUCAAGAGUUUGGUGCGGCGAUACACAAAGCAGGCAGUUUCACAGCCCACUGGACCCAUCACCGUUGUCACGAGCAAGAAGAGGCGCCUGACAUUUGUCGAGGGACCGAGCGACAGUCUGGCUGCUGCAAUCGACAUGGCGAAAGUGGUCGACAUUGUGCUGCUCAUGAUCGAUGGCAACUAUGGCUUCGAAAUGGAGACGAUGGAGUUUCUGUCAGUCUUGAGCAGCACGGGUAUGCCGGGUAAUGUGUUCGGCAUCCUCACACAUCUGGACUUGUUCAGGAAGCAGGACACCCUCAAGGCGCAGAAGAAGAGGCUGAAGCAUCGUUUCUGGUCGGAGCUGUACCAGGGUGCCAAGCUGUUCUACCUCUCCGGUGUCAUCAACGGCAGAUAUCCCGAUCGCGAAGUCCUGAACUUGUCCCGCUUUCUCAGCGUUAUGAAGAACCCACGGCCCUUGGUAUGGCGAAACUCUCGCCCUUAUGCGCUGGCAGACCGAAUGCUGGACAUCACGCCUCCGACCUUGAUCGAAGAAGAUUCACAGUGUGACCGCACUAUAGCGCUUUACGGAUAUCUUCGAGGCACCAACUUCCCUUCCAACGAUGUGCGCGUCCACGUUCCAGGUGUUGGAGAUUUGAAUGUUGAUCGAGUGGAAUCAUUGCCAGAUCCUUGCCCGACACCACAUUUCCAGCAACUACGCGAAAAGCAGGAUCCAAGCACGAAGAAGAGGAGGCGACUUGGCGACAAGCAAAAGAUGAUAUACGCGCCCAUGAGCGAUGUUGGAGGCGUGUUGAUGGACAAGGAUGCUGUGUAUAUUGAUGUAAAGAGCAACACGUUCGAUGCGGAGGAAGAUGACGCGGAGAGAGGUCUUGGAGAACAGAUGGUUGUCGGAUUGCAAGGUGAACGCAGGCUCCUUGGGGAGGACGAUCAGGGCAUUGCACUAUUCGAUCGUGGCGAGCGGCUGCGACAGCUUGAUGACGAAGAGGACGUGCAGGACACUGGCCGCAAGACUGCACGGAAGCCAACUAUUGCUCACCGCGAAGGCGACGAAGAUGAUCUAGAAGAUGAAGGGCUCGAAAGUGGCGACACUGAUGACGAAGCUGACCUUGAGGAAUUACAGCAGGCGUCGACGAAGCUGUCGAAGUCUAAGAAGGACAAGGACAAGGAAGUCGAAGGAGACAUCGCAUUUGCAGAUUCUGACAGCGACCUCGGAUCUUUAUCCUCAGUCUCUGAUCAAGAGUUGGAAAACGAUCCCGAUGCAGAGAACGAGGAUGAAGACGAGGAUAACGAGGAUAACGAGGAUGAUGAGGAUGAUGAUGACGAGGCUGCUCCGCGAUGGAAAAGCAAUCUGGCAGAGCGUGCUCAGCACUUGCAUGGUCGCCAACAGCCGUAUCGAGUUGCAGAGCUGGCGAGGAUGAUGUACGACGACAUGUUAUCCACAGCUGAAGUAGUGAAGAAGUGGCGUGGUGAGGAAGCGGAUGGCAGCGAUGCAGACGAUGAAGAGGAGCAGGAAGACGUCUUCUUUAAGCGCCGACACCACGGCAAUACAGACACCGACGACGACCGCAUGAUACCUCGGUACGACUACGAAGAGCUGGAGCAAAAGUGGACCGACGAAGACAACAUCGAAGCUAUGAGGAAGCGAUUUGCGAAGACCAGAGCGACUGGCGCGAAUGCCGAUGAACUCGGCGAGGGAGAAGACGACGAGUUUGAAGGUAUCGACGAAGAUGACGAUGAAGGCGAUGGUGCCUUCGAGGAUCUGGAAACAGGCGAAAGUCAUGUCGCUGAGCAGUCACUUGAAGACGAGCGAGAGAAGAACGCCAGAAAGAAGGAAGAGCUCAAAUCAAGAUUCGAAGAAGAAGACAGGGAAGGCUUUCUCAAUCCCAAAAACACCAAUCGAGAAGCGGACGGGAAAGCUGAGGAGCAAGAAUUUGGAGAGGAUGAAUGGUACGAUCAGCAAAAGGCUGCUCUCCAAAAACAGCAAGACAUAAAUCGACAAGAGUUCGAAAGUCUGGACGAAGCAUCGCGAGUGCGUGCGGAAGGAUAUCGAGCUGGAACAUAUGCUCGCCUUAUCUUGUCGUCAGUACCAUACGAAUUUGCGGAGAACUUUGAUGCUCGAUAUCCGCUACUCAUAGGUGGUCUGCAGCCAACAGAGGAGCGCAUGGGCUUUGUUCAAGUCCGCAUCAAGCGGCAUAGGUGGCACAAGAAGAUCUUGAAGACCAAUGACCCGCUCAUCUUCUCGUUGGGUUGGCGGAGAUUCCAAACAACGCCAGUCUAUAGCAUCCACGAAAACCGACAACGACACAGAAUGCUCAAGUACACACCGGAGCACAUGCAUUGUCAUGGCACAUUCUACGGACCCCUUGCCGCGCCGAACACUGGCUUUUGCUGCGUACAGAGCUUCUCCAACUCCAACCCUGGUUUCCGUAUCGCAGCCACGGGAGUUGUGGUCAACGUGGACGAGAGUACAGAGAUCGUCAAGAAACUCAAGCUCACUGGGCACCCGUACAAGAUCUUCAAGAACACCGCUUUCAUUAAAGACAUGUUUGCUUCGGCACUGGAGAUUGCCAAAUUCGAAGGCGCCAGUAUCAAGACCGUGUCCGGGAUUCGAGGUCAGAUCAAGAAAGCGUUGUCAAAGCCAGAAGGCUGCUUCAGAGCAACCUUCGAGGACAAGAUUUUGAUGAGCGACAUCGUUUUCCUCCGAGCUUGGUACCCGGUCCGGCCGCACCGCUUCUACUAUCCGGUCACCAACCUUCUCCAGGGCGCUGGCUCAAAUGCAUGGGAAGGCAUGCGCCUGACAGGCCAAGUUCGCGCUGCACAGAACAUACCCACGCCACAGUUGAAGAAUAGUAAAUACGGCAAGGUCGAGCGUCAAGAACGACGCUUCAAUCCGUUGCGUGUGCCGAAGAAGCUACAAGCGGACUUGCCGUUCAAGUCACAAAUCACACAAAUGAAGCCGCAGAAGAAGGAGACAUAUACCCAGAAGCGUGCGGUGGUGUUGGGCGGCGAGGAGAAGGAGGCAAGGAGACUGAUGCAACAGGUGAUGACGUUGCGAAAGGAGAAGGUGGAAAAGAGGAGAGCUAAGCAGGAAGAAAGAAGACAGCCGCAUAGAGCGAAGGUGGCAGAGAAUGAGUCUAUGCGGAAGGAGAGGGAGAAGAGGGAGCGAGAUGAGUUUUGGCGCAGAGAGGGUAAGAAGCGGAAGGGUUGGUCUGAGGGUGGGGAUGGAGGUGGUGGAGGCGGCGGCGGCAAGUUCAAGAAGAGGAGGAAGGAGUAA
This is a messenger RNA of Fulvia fulva, 3519 nucleotides long. Its product is annotated as Ribosome biogenesis protein bms1. The transcript has a single exon. Gene Ontology annotation, molecular function: U3 snoRNA binding; GTP binding; GTPase activity. Gene Ontology annotation, cellular component: 90S preribosome; nucleus. Bases 1 to 3519 code for a protein of 1172 amino acids. The record is from RefSeq and is a predicted model, not a curated record. Gene Ontology annotation, biological process: maturation of SSU-rRNA from tricistronic rRNA transcript (SSU-rRNA, 5.8S rRNA, LSU-rRNA); ribosome biogenesis; endonucleolytic cleavage of tricistronic rRNA transcript (SSU-rRNA, 5.8S rRNA, LSU-rRNA). Lineage: Eukaryota; Fungi; Ascomycota; Dothideomycetes; Mycosphaerellales; Mycosphaerellaceae.